Triticum aestivum (bread wheat) is the source of this 1169-nucleotide messenger RNA. Its product is annotated as (R)-specific enoyl-CoA hydratase. The record is from RefSeq and is a predicted model, not a curated record. Bases 46 to 552 code for a protein of 168 amino acids. Gene Ontology annotation, biological process: fatty acid biosynthetic process. NCBI's taxonomy places the organism in Eukaryota, Viridiplantae, Streptophyta, Magnoliopsida, Poales, Poaceae. Gene Ontology annotation, cellular component: mitochondrion. The transcript has 3 exons. Gene Ontology annotation, molecular function: (3R)-hydroxyacyl-[acyl-carrier-protein] dehydratase activity.
AAGAAGGGAAAAAAACCCUCCGAAAAGAAGAAGGAAGCUGCCGGGAUGCGCCUCGCCCGCGCGGCCCCUCUGCUCGUCCGCACGGCGGCGACGGCGGCCACCGCCGACCCAGCGGCGGCGCUGAAGGCUGGCGACGCGCUGCGCGCGCGUCCGCGGCGGUUCACGGAGGACGACGUGGCGGCGUACGCGGCGGUGAGCGGCGACCGCAACCCCGUCCACCUGGACGACGCCUUCGCCCGCGGGACGGGCGGGUUCCAGCGCGGCCGCGUGGUGCACGGCAUGCUCGUCGCCUCCCUCUUCCCCGCCCUCAUCGCAUCCCACUUCCCUGGGGCCGUGUACGCGAGCCAGUCCCUCAAGUUCGCGGCGCCGGUGUACGUCGGAGACGAGGUGGUCGCGCAGGUGCAGGCGCUCCAUAUCAAGGCCGCCGGCGCAAGGCACAUCGUCAAGUUCGCCACCAAGUGCUUCAUGGCCGAUGAAGAGACUCUCGCCAUUGACGGCCAGGCCAUGGCUUUUCUGCCCACACUGCAGCUCAGCACAGAGGCGAUGGAGUGACAUGUUUGUUCAUUAGACGCUACCGAAGCAGAUGCUACACCAAUCAAUUUGAAAUGGGGUGAUUCUUAUCUCAUGAUGAACUAUUUAGCCUUCAUAUAAGCUUCAGGCCUUGGGGACAUGGGAUUGUGAUUUAUACUAGUUGGUAAUAUAUAGUACUACUGCCUUGCAGUCUUCAUGUUAUGUUAUGAUUGACAGCAUGAGCAAUGAUCACUUCAAUUUUCUAAGAUAUGCCCACCUUGAAUGGGUUGGGUGAUCAUUUCGACUGUGAUCGCAAGGAGCUGCUUCAGCAAUCAUUGUGCUUGUGAUCGGAAGGAGCUGCUUCAGCAAGCACCGACGAUCCAGUCCACAUUGACCAGUCGGAAUGCAAGUCAACUCUCAGCCCACGUGAUCCCUACAAUAGGGCGUGGCAAUGAUUAGAAAGUAACUGGAGUACAAAAACCACCACAAUUCGGAUUAGGGUUUCAAAAAACUAUCACAUUAUGUUAUGUUUGAUUGAUGCCUACUACCACUGAGGGCAUCUUCAAUGGUUGUAAGAUAUUUGUUGGUAAACUUUGCCACAUAAUUUUUUUGAUGAUGUGGCAUAUAAUAAAUGAGAAAAGAGAGGAAGGUUGUAUGUA